Messenger RNA from Brassica napus (rape), 1227 nucleotides. RefSeq lists its product as uncharacterized. The record is from RefSeq and is a predicted model, not a curated record. The transcript is spliced from 2 exons. NCBI's taxonomy places the organism in Eukaryota, Viridiplantae, Streptophyta, Magnoliopsida, Brassicales, Brassicaceae. Bases 369 to 689 code for a protein of 106 amino acids.
GGAGGAUGAUGUUACCUUGGUUUAAUGUUACUUCGGUUAGGUACUUUCGAUUCGAACCCAAGAUGUUAUCUCGGUUCUCCCUUUGUUGAAAGGGUAAAAUAGUCAAAGCACGAAACUAUACAUCAAUAAUCUUCAACACAAUUAUUAUCUUCUUUCUUCCUCCCAAACACACAACGACCACAGAAAACUCUGCAACUCAUAAGUCAACCUUUCUGUGUUUAUUCAUAUAUUUGGCGGGAACAUAACUAUCAACCCGUUCUUCCUGAUAGAUAUAUUAAGUGAAACAGAGGUAGUGGGGGGUUGAGAAAAGUUUUAACAGAGAACGCACUCAAGGUGUUCGACGAAAUUCCGUAUAAAGACUAUAUAAGAUGCCGCCACCAGAACCGAUUCGAUUCUUGAUAAACAGCGUGCUCGUAGCUCUUGGCGGGUUCAUGACCAUAAACGUUGUGUCCGCGGCAGCCUUUGGUGCAUUUCGACUCGCUACAGAAGAGAAACGGAAGAAGAGCGGUUUGCCUUGUGGAGCGUGUCGUGGGAAAGGGUUUUACAUAUGCAAAGUAUGCAAAGGAGACGCAACUAUAAAAUGGUCGCCGUUGUAUGAUCCAGUUUGUAUCAAUCCAUGUCUUUGCCCUACUUGCGAUGGUCACAGGGUACAAAGAUGUCUCAACUGCUUAGGAAAAGGAUACUGGUGACUCUUUUGAAUCACUUAGGAAGCAUGGGACCAUUUCAACACUCUCGGACCGGUUUAGAGGAAGACAAAAUCUUUAGUCUUUUAGUUCUCUAUACGCAAGGGCUGUGCGUUAUCAUUAGAAGUGUACAGUCAAGGUUCUGAAUCAAAAGAUGUUCCAGAGUUUUUAAUAGUCACAGCCUCAGCAGGUACAGAUCUUUGAUGAUAUGCGUUAGUUUUUUUUACAAAACGAUAAUGAAUAGCAUUGAGAUACAGAUUUGUAAAAAACAUGUUCCGCAAAUUUUGGAUCUUUGAUGUUGAGAGAAACAAAAUGGGCUUAAGACAUAAUACGUCAAUAGUCAAUUUGACAAGACAACACACAACGGUUUCAAGCCGCUAAUGAAUGUAACAUUUGUAAGAGAACAUAAUGAUCAUACAUCUUGACAUAUCUUUAUCUACAAACAAUGCUCUUUUGGAACCAAAUUCAUGAAUUGAACAACGACACCAACACUCCAAUGCUUCCAUGGUGAGAGAAGGGUAUGUGCCGCAUAUAUGGAUAGUAA